AUGGCUCGGUGUGUCACUGUGGUGUCGUCGGCCUUAUUGGCGUUGUCGUUGCUGGAGGCUGUACGGGGGCAUUACACGCCGACAUGGGCUGUACACGUGCCUGCGGGGCAAGAAGCGGCGGAUGCGGUCGCCAGGGACCACGGAUUCAUCAACCUUGGAGAGAUAUUUGACAAUCAUUAUCACUUCCACCACAAUUCUAUAUCUAAGAGGUCGUUAACCCCUGCGCACGAGCACCACGGCAAGUUAGAAGGGGACAUGCGAGUACGGUGGGCCAAACAGCAGAAGGCUCUUUCCAGAAAAAAGAGGGAUUAUAUACCUAUACAAUCUCAACAAGACUGCUCUUCCACAGCUGAAACAAAAUCAUCAGACGCGCCAUCACCGUCAACAGCAUCCAAAAGAGAAGCAGGGUCCAAGAGAGAGUUACAGCCAGGCCGUGUGAAGGGUAGGCCGCGAGCGGCUGAUUCGCAAUUUCAAUUGAACGACCCCAAAUGGCCUCACAUGUGGUAUCUUAAUCGUGGAGGUGGUUUAGACAUGAACGUGAUACCUGCGUGGCGGGAAGGCAUCACCGGCCGGGGCGUCGUUGUCACCAUAUUGGAUGAUGGCCUAGAGACGGAUCAUCCAGAUUUAAUAGCAAAUUAUGAUCCCAUGGCGUCGUACGAUGUAAACUCACAUGACUCCGAUCCUCAGCCACGUUACGACUUGGUAGACUCCAAUAGGCACGGCACCAGGUGCGCAGGAGAGGUCGCAGCCACCGCUAACAAUUCCCUGUGUGCAGUUGGAGUCGCCUUUGGAGCUAGAGUUGGAGGUGUUCGUAUGUUGGAUGGUGACGUCACAGACGCGGUCGAAGCCAGGUCUUUGAGUCUCAACCCUCAGCAUGUGGAUAUUUAUAGCGCGUCUUGGGGACCUGACGAUGAUGGAAAGACUGUCGAUGGACCAGGAGAGUUGGCUACAAGAGCCUUUAUUGAAGGAGUCACUAAGGGACGGAACGGCAAAGGUUCGAUAUUCGUUUGGGCUUCAGGCAACGGUGGCAGGGAACAUGACAAUUGCAACUGCGAUGGCUAUACCAACUCUAUAUGGACCCUGUCAAUAUCUUCAGCGACGGAACGUGGCGAGGUGCCGUGGUACUCGGAGAUGUGCAGCUCAACUCUUGCAGCUACCUACAGCAGUGGGGCUAUUAAUGAGAAACAGGUGGUGACGACUGAUCUCCAUCAUUUUUGUACUGCGGGGCAUACGGGCACGUCGGCUUCUGCACCUCUAGCUGCUGGCAUCUGUGCGCUCGCACUACAGGCUAACAGAGAUCUAACGUGGAGAGAUAUGCAGCAUAUUGUGGUACGGACUGCAAAGCCAGAGAGGUUGAGUCUUGGUGGUGAGUGGCGAGUAAACGGCGUUGGUCGUAACGUUUCGCACUCGUUCGGAUACGGACUCUUGGACGCCGCCGGAAUGGUCCGCUUGGCCAGGUCUUGGAGAACUGUUCCACCUCAGAGGAGAUGUGAACUAGCCGCGCCCAGGUCGCAGCGGCUUAUACCUACCAGAUCUUCUGUCACGCUCCAGCUGGAUGUAGGAUCGUGUCCAGGUGUUAAUUAUUUAGAGCACGUGCAAGCUCGUGUCACACUAUCAGCGGCGCGGCGAGGCGAUAUACGCAUCACUUUGAUGUCACCAGCCGGGACAAAAGUCACUCUACUAGCUCCAAGAGCGCACGACUCCUCAAGAGCGGGAUUCAACUCAUGGCCUUUUAUGUCAGUGCAUAUGUGGGGGGAGUCCCCGUUAGGAGUCUGGCAACUGGAAGUAUCAAACGAAGGCAGAUAUAGUGGUCGAGCGACAUUACAAGAUUGGUUUUUAACCUUAUACGGAACUAGUACGCCGGCAACUAAAAAUGAUCCUGUGCCGUUCCGAAAUCCGAUUACUGUACGGAACAAGAGCAAUGUGACGCGGCCCGUAGUGGUCCAAACGGGGCGGAAAAAUAGCCGGGGCAAAGCUGUCUCCAUCGUCCCCACCUACACCGUUGGCUUAGUGAAGAGGAAAAAGAAUAAAAAUUCAAAGAAUCCAAAUAGGAAUUCGCAGAAAUCUAAACAGAGUCGCCCCGCCACCCGGUCCCCUAUAGAAAGCACAACGAAGACUACGACCACGUCAGCGCCGGAUUUGAGUCUCAACUUGCGGGGGGACAUUUCGGAUCCGUUACCGGAUCCCAGAGGCCGUAAGAUGUCCAGCCUCUUCGAGCAAUAUCCGAAAAUCCAACGGAUAUACCCCGCGCCGCUGCAGGCCAACGCCGGACCGUUAUCUCAAUGGGAGCUGAUAUUCUACGGUACUGAAACACCACCGCAAGAGUUCGACGCGUCACCUGAAACUAACGCGUUGGUACCUAACCAGAUAUCCGCGGUCACAUCAUGGAAUAUUCCCAACGAGCCCCAGUCUGUUGAAGAAGUCAAGCAGAACGCCAUCGAUGACGACCUGGCAUUAGUAUGGCAUGAUUCUCACACGAUUCGGGAAGAGAGCAUACCAUCAUUGGACGCGAGCGAUCCAGGCGUCGCUGGUCAGCAAUAUGCAGGCAACGGCGCUUGCACAUCCCACGCACAGAAAGCUCCCCACCGCUGCCUAGAAUGCGCGAAGGGUUUACACUUGUUCGACGGUCGAUGCUACGAACGUUGUCCAGAAGGCACGUACCCCAGCGAAGUUCUGACUGAGAGGAAAUCGAGGAAGCGUAACCUUACUUACACAGAAAUCGGUGGGACCGCUAUUCAAAAAAUGCAGGAUUUCGUCGAGCCUAAGCCCACUGCGUUUGAAGCUCUAGACUUAGAGCCAGCGGAGCAGCAAUCUACACCAUUAGUUUGUCUUCAAUGUCAUUACACAUGUGCCACUUGCACGGGUCCUCUCAACAGCCAAUGUUCCUCUUGUUUAAACGACGCUCGGCUAGUGAACCAAUCGGAUGUCGAAUUGAAACUUUACUGCUAUCCAAUAACAGUAUUACCACAGAUAGAAAACGUAUAUUGGCAAUAUAAAGUGAACAUAGCUCUCUCUGUAAUUUUGUUUGUCAUUUCGUUUAUUUGUCUUUACUAUUUUUUAGCUUGUAUUUUUAAAAGGUGCUCAAAUUUUUGCUGCGGAGGCAACUACAAUUCCAAUAUCGAUAUAGUUUACAACAAAUUAGCUGUUGAUGAAAAACUUCAGAGUGCUGUUGAAAUUGAAGACGAAAUAAAGAAGGCAUUGAAUGACACAAGCGAAAGUGAGACUGAAGAUGACCUUAACCUAUAGCAUUUGACUACAUUCCGCCCGGAAUACUACGAACUAAUUGAUCAAGUAAACGUUAGUGAAUAGCGUAAAAUAGAUUUGCAAUGAAUAUUAUUUUAAACUUCUUUUAUUCAUACUAUUAUACUAGGUUAUUAGUAAAACACCAGUAACCUAGCAGGUCUAGAUAGCUACAUAAACGGCAACAUCUGAUCUACGAGUUUUAAUAUAAUUAUCGAGUUUGACAAAAACAGGUUUUAUAAAGUUUACAUUGUGAUGUAGUGAGAUUUACACGUGACAUUGUAAAAUAUAUUACAUAAUACGUUUUAGGUACACUAAAUUAGACGUGAAUUAGCAUACAAAUUGGGGCUUAAUCCUAUAUAAUCUCACUGUUUUGUAGCCACUAACGGGGGCAUAUAAAACUUUGAAAAUCAAGAGUUCUAUCUCCUUGUACAAGAAAUUCUGUAUAAUUAUAGAGUACAAUAAGUAGAUAUCAUAGGCAUUAUAAAAUAAUUUUUAACGUUCUGAUCGGACAAGCGCACUUAUGUUUUAUAUACUCCCAAUGGAAGUAAAAUAUAGGGAUUAUGUGGGAUUAAGCCAAAGCACUAUAUAUAUUUUUUUAAUGUUAAUUUGAACGAUGUCUCGAUAUCUGAACUUUAAGCCUCAUAUCUCUCUAAGUAACAUUACGAGUAUAUUUGUAAAAACAGGGGAAUAACAUGUUGAUAAAAGUUAUUCGUUUGCGUAAUCCAGCUAUUAAUAUUCGGGUGGAGCCCGCAAAAUAUUCGGUAUUAGGGUAUUCCGCGUGUGGUGGAAUGUUCUAGAUAUUUGUUGCAAGUCUAGUAUUAAGAUUUAGGUGACCUUUAUACAGGUCCUAUUGUGAUAUUGUAAACCAACGGUCACAAUUUUUAUAUAUUGACUUUUAGACGUUUCAAUUUAUAGUUGUGAAUGGGAGAAUUGGAAUGUGUACAAAAAUAUAAUGUUUAGAUUUAUAAAUUAAUUUAGGUACUCGAUGCGGUCCAAAGAACUAAACUGAAAUCUUUUAAAAAUCCUGUUUUAUACUUUUUUCAUUCCUCGACAUGUCGUAGGUUGUAAGUGAGAAUUCCAGAACUACUUUUUUCUUACCUUUUCUUAAUUUUAUAGUAAAGUUUAGUGUAAGUAUGUUAGUGAACCC
Diatraea saccharalis (sugarcane borer) is the source of this 4390-nucleotide messenger RNA. The record is from the annotation of a GenBank genome assembly. Lineage: Eukaryota; Metazoa; Arthropoda; Insecta; Lepidoptera; Crambidae.